Messenger RNA from Rhea pennata, 1169 nucleotides. RefSeq names its product tachykinin receptor 2 (gene TACR2). Bases 1 to 1116 code for a protein of 371 amino acids. Gene Ontology annotation, cellular component: plasma membrane; sperm midpiece. Gene Ontology annotation, biological process: positive regulation of flagellated sperm motility; G protein-coupled receptor signaling pathway. The record is from RefSeq and is a predicted model, not a curated record. Gene Ontology annotation, molecular function: substance K receptor activity. Lineage: Eukaryota; Metazoa; Chordata; Aves; Rheiformes; Rheidae. The transcript has 5 exons.
AUGAGCGCGAUUUCCCUCCUAAACGCCAGCAACGCUUCCCGGGCGGGCUCCCUCGGGGACGGCGGCGGCCGGGCGGCCGCGACCCAGUUCACCCAGCCGGGCUGGCAGAUCGCGCUGUGGGCCCUCGCCUACGCCCUCGUCGUGGCCGCCUCCGUCGCCGGCAACGUCGCCGUCAUCUGGAUCGUCCUCGCGCACAGGAGGAUGAGGACCGCCACCAACUACUUCAUCGUGAACUUGGCCCUUUCGGAUCUGCUCAUGGCGGCCUUCAACACCAGCUUCAAUUUUAUCUACGCCAGCCACAACGUCUGGUAUUUCGGCGAGGAGUUCUGCAGGUUUCAGAACUGGUUCCCCAUUACCGCCGUGUUCGUGAGCAUUUACUCCAUGACCGCCAUCGCCGCAGAGAGGUACGUGGCUAUAAUUCACCCCUUCAAGCCCAGGCUCUCGGCGGGAAGCACCGGAGCCAUCGUAGGCGUCAUCUGGCUGGUGGCGUUCGGGCUCGCCUUCCCGCAGUGCUUCUACGCCGAGGUCACGACGGACAACGGGACGACCAAAUGCGUCGUCGUCUGGCCGGACGACGUCGGGCGGAAGCACCAGCUCACGUAUCACGUUGCGGUGAUCGUGCUGAUCUACUUGCUGCCCUUGGUGGUGAUGUUCGUCGCGUACAGCAUUAUCGGAGUCACCCUGUGGAGCAGCGCGGUUCCAGGCAGCCACGUUAAUCGAACCCGCUACGAGCAUCAAGUUAAUGCCAAAAAAAAGCUUGUGAAGACGAUGGUGGUAGUCGUGGUCGUUUUUGCCGUCUGCUGGCUGCCUUACCACGUGUACUUCAUCCUGGGGAACUUCAAGGAAGACAUCUACCAGCAGAAGUACAUCCAGCAGGUUUACCUGGCCAUCUUUCUGCUGGCCAUGAGUUCGACCAUGUACAACCCCAUCAUAUACUGCUGCCUCAACCAAAGGUUUCGUUCUGGCUUCAGGUUAGCCUUCCGGUGGUGUCCGUGCGUAAAAGCAACCGAGAAAGACAAGCUUAGACUUACGUCCCCAUCCCGUUACCAGACGACCUACAGAAAGUCAAAAACAUCAAGCUUCAACAUGGAAAUGCAAUUCAACGAGAAGACUUAAUUUCCCCUCGCUCAGCUAACACUGAUUUUCCCCUCAAGGUUUGGGCUCUAAGU